Molecule: messenger RNA, 948 nt
Organism: Microthlaspi erraticum
Lineage: Eukaryota; Viridiplantae; Streptophyta; Magnoliopsida; Brassicales; Brassicaceae
Source: the annotation of a GenBank genome assembly
AUGACGAUGACAAGUAGUAGGCGCGUGGAGAUAACUAGAGGAUCAUCAUCGGACGCCACCGUUAAAGUAGCCCACGGCGAUGACGAUGACGGAGGAAGAAGCGUUUUGUCGUCGUGGGUCAAAAGAAAAUUACUUGGAAGAGGGGCUAACGCUUCGGUUUACCUAGCCACCCGUGAAAACGACGACGAUGAAGACAUCGAAGUAAGAGCAAUCAAAACGGCAGAGCUUUCACGUGCUUCAAGUCUCAUGGACGAAGGAAGGAUCUUAAUCCGUCUAGAUUCUCCUUUCCUUGUCCGUUGCUACGACGCCGAGAUUGUUCGGGAGGAGAACUGUAUGCAAUACAAUUUGAUUCUCGAGUAUUGCUCUGGCCAAACGAUCGCGGAUCUGAUCGAGGAGAAUCACGGAGGAGGGUUGUUAGAGUCCGAUGUGAAAGUGUUCGCUAGAGAUGUCUUGUCAGGUCUCACAUACAUCCACGACUGUUACAUCGUUCACUGCGACAUCAAACCGGAGAAUCUCUUGCUCUGCCCUGCCGAUCGCCGGUUUAGACCUAACGGGUACUUGACCAAGAUUGGUGAUUUCGGUUUAGCUCUGCAGAAAGGGUCCAUAGAGUACGGUGACGGAUACGGUCUCAAGAGAGGCACCAAGAGGUACAUGGCUCCGGAGCUGAUAAUCCAUGGGAUUGUGGAAUUUGGAGCAGAUGUGUGGGCCUUGGGAUGCACGGUGUUGGAGAUGUUAACCGGAGAUAUGGUUUGGGGAGAGCAUGGUGAUAUUGGUUCUGGUUCUGAUGAUUGGGUCGAUCUCAUCGGUUACAGCGGUUUAACUCCACAUAUUCCGGAUUUUGUGUCUCAAGAAGCGAAAGACUUUUUGAGCAGAUGCUUUGAGAGAGACGUUCACAAGAGGUGGUCUAGCCAUUCACUUGCCAAGCAUCCGUUUGCUAUUCUGUGGUGA